Symbiodinium sp. CCMP2592 is the source of this 2280-nucleotide messenger RNA. NCBI's taxonomy places the organism in Eukaryota, Dinophyceae, Suessiales, Symbiodiniaceae. The record is from the annotation of a GenBank genome assembly.
AUGAAUCCCAUGGCAUCAGCCAUUUUGGCUGCAAUUCCGUGCCCGAAUGGCAGCUCAACCUCUGAGACUCCUCGCAGGAUGUCUGAGGCUGCAACCCCAUGCCUGGGAUCAGUUUGUUCGCUGAAGCCCCAGCAAUGGAGGCCUGGAUCAUACUUCAUGGUUUGUGCUGUCCAUGCCAUAGUUACAGCGUCACUGUUUCCUACAGCUUAUGAGUUACGCAAUGAUGAUUUCAUUUUUCGUGGCUCUUGCGGGCUUUUGGACAAAUGCCUCUUCUGCGUGAUGAUGCUGGCCAGUUUCCUAGCUGGCUGCAUGGCCGCUUUUCUGAUAAAAAGGGUGGAUGCUUCAGGGCACGCCAGGUCGGCUUGUGGCUAUGCUGUCGUCAACUGGGCUCAGUCACUCGUGGCCUCGUGGAACCUUCAAAACAAGAGCUGUUCGCCUACUUUUGACCGUGAAAACGGUCAGCACUUCACGCAUCGCCUGGAAGACUCUUUUCUGGAGUGGUGGUUGCCAACGGUUUUAUACGGCAGGCUGGUGCUGUAUUUGUUUUGCUUGUUCUGGAUGCAGAUGCUCAUCGCUUCGCGAUUGGAGUCUUUAGAGAGGUCCUCAAAUCGGAAAUACAACAGUGCCUGCUUUCGUAAGCUCGUUGGGAUGCAAGUGUUCGGCUUCAUGCUGAGUGCGGUUGCAUUCGUGGUGUUAUUGGCUGCGCAACAAGGCCACGAACUUAGCGACAUUGUCCGUGAUGAAUGGGCAACAUGCGCAUAUCGUGCGGCGUUCGUGACGACAGCGAUGACUUGGCUGUUCAACCUGGUGGCAAGCAUGGUUGCGAUUUUCUCGCUCGCCCGGUCUUUCCUCGACUUGAAAAGAGUCGCGCGUGUUGCCGAGACUACGGACACAGCGAUGGUGGUGAUCCUUUCCUUGAGACGAGCCCGAAGGUUUGCUGCUCUACAGGCAACAGGUGUAUCCAUAAGCCUCUUCCUCACGAUUUUGGCAGUUCCGGCAAUAGAACUCGGUCUGCACCGGCAACCCCAUCCAGCUCCUUCUCCGGUAGGUGAUCCUUCUCUCGAGGUGCUCGCUGCCGGAGACAACCAGAUUCAAGUUGUGCUUGUUUGGGUGAGUCUUGUCAUUCAGGCUUGUGAUUUCCUAGGGAAUUCUGCAGCUGCGCUGCUUCUGUCCGGAAGCCACAGGUUGCCGGUAGACAGCCGAACAAGUCAAAACACGACCUGCCAGAGAUGCCUGCCCAGAGCAGCUCCGAGCAUCGAAAAAGCCUGGGACCCCGCAUGGAAGGCCAAGGUUGAAGAGCUCUCUCUUCGGGGCAUGACUUUACGCAGCCUGUUCCACUUCUAUGAAGCAGAGCUCCGUUCUAUGCCAGAUUGGACUUAUGCGCCCAAGGAACACAAGACUCGAGAUGUCGUUCGCAGGGUGAUUAUUCCACUGACAAGCAGCCAGGAGUCUUCAUAUGUAGUUUCAGUGUUGAACAGGGAUGGUGCUCGAAACGCCGAGGUUAUGGUGACCCACAACUGGGGAAAUUGCUUCAAAGACUUGCUCGCAGCCGUCGUUUCGGAUGCCCUGAAUGAGUGCAGCUUCACCUUGGCGGCAAAGCUGUUGGAGGAUGACUGGCAAUUCCUGUUCGAGAUCCUGCGUCAGAGCGGCCGCUUGGAUGUCACGUACUGGAUCUGUGCUUUUGCUGUCAACCAGCAUAUCUGCAUUUGCCACAGCAAUCCUUGUGACCGCGAUCCUUUUACAGAUGAGCUGCAUCCGGUAUGCAACUGCGGUAGUGUGAAUAUCUUUGACCCAGACGGUACGAGUAUCGCAUCGGAGAUCAACAAGUUCGAUGACAUGAUGUACCAUCUUGCAACUACAGGUGGCUGCAGGCAAGUAAUUGCGGUAGACCAAGCUUUUGACCUGUUCACUCGUGCAUGGUGUGUUGCAGAAAUUGCAGAAGCCAAGCGUCUGCAAAUGAAUCAGACACUGAAGCUUUCAUCCAGAGCGGCCAUCAUGCAACGUGCACGCUCUUUGGAGAACCUGGAUGUUCAGAGCAUGCGUGCAACCUCUGAAGCAGACAAACAACUCAUUCUAAGUAAGAUCCAACGCACUACGAGCAUCAACAAGUUCAACACCGAGCUGCAAUCGCUCGUUCUUGACCAGAGGUCUGGCCUUCUCGCCUCCUGGCAUGCCAUGGAUAGUGUGCAGCAAGUCGGCGAAGUGGGCCGGUUAAUUCGAUGGGGGCUUGCUGAUGCGGGCACGGGCAAGGUGUGGAAAGCAUGGGAAGCCCAUGAAUAA